This is a messenger RNA of Paramecium sonneborni, 538 nucleotides long. The record is from the annotation of a GenBank genome assembly. NCBI's taxonomy places the organism in Eukaryota, Ciliophora, Oligohymenophorea, Peniculida, Parameciidae.
AUGCUAAUUAUUCAUUAUAAAUGUUUCUCUCCAGAUAAAACUCUAUUAGCAUCAGGUAAUGCUGAUAAGUCAAUCCAUUUAUGGGAUGUUAAGACUGGAUAAUAAAAAGCCAAAUUAGAUGGUCAUAGUGAUUAUGUCCGAUCAGUAUGCUUCUCACCAGAUGGAACUACUUUAGCAUCAGGUAGUGUUGAUAAGUCAAUCCGUUUAUGGGAUGUGAAAACAGAAUAAUAAAUUUAACUUACAGAAAAAAAAUAUCAAGAUUUUCUUGCAUAGUUUAAGUUUCCUUAUCCAUUUCCAAAAGGUAUUUUUCAUCAUUUUAUUUUUAGUAACUUCUCUUAUCAAUAUUCUUUUUAUAUCUUAAUAAGCCAUAUUUUAAGCAAAGGGUGCUCUUAUUCUUUAAGGACAAUUUGAAGAUCAAUCAGGAAUCAAUUUAAAAUUAUUAUUUAAAUAAAAAGGGAGUUAUAUUUUGGAAAAUAAUUUUAAAUAAGAAGUUGAAGAUACUGAGGAAGAUGAAGAAGAUGGGAAGGAUUGGUUCUGA